AUGCACAUGAGUCUUCCCAGAUUCCAUCCUGCCAACUUCAACCAUCUGGACUCGGCUGCGACCCCUUCUUCUGCCGUGCAGAGUCCCGCCAUCGGCAUCAGCAGAGUUACCCAGCCUGUGCAGCUGGAAUCUCCCAGACUGAUGCGAGAGAAACAACGCGAGUUCUUGGAGAGGGCCCAUUUGUCGUCCAAAAUCGCGGCUUCGUCCAUGUCUAUCAAGCCUGGUGCACCUCGCUUGGAUCCCCUCGGUAGCCCCAAGGGUCCCGUCACCCCUUUGGCGCUGGAGGAAGGGGGUGACUAUUUUCAGGUCGCUGGAGCUGGAAAAGUCUCUCCGGCGGCCAGUCCCGGCGCAAGGAGUCCAAGAAGUGAUGUUUCUUCUGACAAGGAAGAAUUACAACGGCACAAGAAGGUUAGACAGACCGAUGUCUAUCAGUAA
Molecule: messenger RNA, 435 nt
Organism: Capronia epimyces CBS 606.96
Lineage: Eukaryota; Fungi; Ascomycota; Eurotiomycetes; Chaetothyriales; Herpotrichiellaceae
Exons: 1
Coding region: 1-435 (144 amino acids)
Source: RefSeq, a predicted model, not a curated record